Messenger RNA from Carassius gibelio (silver crucian carp), 1399 nucleotides. RefSeq lists its product as uncharacterized. Lineage: Eukaryota; Metazoa; Chordata; Actinopteri; Cypriniformes; Cyprinidae. The record is from RefSeq and is a predicted model, not a curated record. Bases 410 to 1069 code for a protein of 219 amino acids. The transcript is spliced from 2 exons.
AAAGUAUGUAAGUGACAGUGCCAGACCCACCUGCUUUCUUCAAGAUGAUCUGUUAGGAAACAGCAGGUGCCUGAGGGAGAGAAAGCUGCGGAUCAACCAGCCCGCCACCCAAGCACCGGACACCAAGUCCCAUUGCACUCAGCUGGCCGGCAAACAGGAUCACGUGGCACAGAGGACGAGCACCUGAUACUACUGGCACGUCACGGUUUAAAGCACCUGUCAAUAAAUACACCCUCCGGGGCUUCACUAUUGCACUAAACCCUGUCGUGUGAUUCUUCAGCCCGUAACACUGGUGGAGAAUGCGGGCAGAUUGCUGAAGGAUCACCGACCCACACGAUUGUACUGGUUCACCAAAUUGUUGUUUUUUCCCUCUCUGAUCUUCCGUCAGGCGGUGACUCCCUCCCCAGCUAUGGAAGAGCUUCUCAAACACCUGACGGAAAUAAGCAUUCCGCAUUCGCGGAUACUGGCACCGUUGCUAACCGGGGAACCCCAACAGGCCAACUUUUCCAUGCCAGCGCGCCAAAAGGAAUCCUAUGAUGAACUACGGAAGGAAAUUCUGGUGCGCGUGGGUUCGUUUCCCAUUGCCGCGGCCCAAUUGUUGAGAGUCUGGGAGUAUAACAGUCGGUUGCCAGCCCGCGCCCAAGCCGCCGAACUCAACCACCUCGCCCAUCACUGGUUGCUCACCGGAAGCCCCUGCACCGCCCAAGUGGCCGAAUGCGUCGUCGUGGACCGGUAUUUGUAUGCCCUGCCACGGCCCCUUCGGCAGGCGGCCGGAAUGAGGAAUCCACACACCGUGGGAGAGCUCGUCGAGGCCGUUGAGCUAGUGGAGAUGACGAUGCGACGAGAGGCUGGGGAGCGAGCACCGCCAUUUCCCCGGAGGGUGUACCAGGAGCGACGCACACCAGAGGGCACCCAGCGCACAGUCAGCAGGUUGCCGAUUCCCGGCGUACAGGAUGAGCCUAUGCCAACGGAAGGAAAGCCAACUGUACCACAUCAAUCUCCUGAUACGCUGGGAGGGGACGAGGACUCGGGUUGCGGCCCGAGCCGCCUCCUCAACCGUGGUCAUUGACGUCAGUCCCCACCUGUCGGCCGCCCAGAAGAUGGAGCCCCAACAUCUGGUCGGUCAGUUCUCUGAUGUGUUCUUCCCACAUCCCGGGUGGACCCAUCCACUGCAGCAUGACGUGUGCACACCGCCAUUGAUAAUGCAGUCCCAACGAAAAAGGGUCACAAUUCUGUGUUGGAACCGCAUGCGGUGAGUAAAACUGCUUCAAAUAUCUCUGUGUUAUUAACUUAGCUAUCGGCAUGUAAGCACAUCAAGUAAACAACAUGCGAUGUUGUCAUCAAACUGCACUUUCCACAUGUACAGCUUAAAAAAAAAAAAAAAAAAAAAAAAGACAAA